Molecule: messenger RNA, 1872 nt
Organism: Branchiostoma floridae (Florida lancelet)
Lineage: Eukaryota; Metazoa; Chordata; Leptocardii; Amphioxiformes; Branchiostomatidae
Source: RefSeq, a predicted model, not a curated record
CAGGGAGGAACAGCUACAGGUCAAACAGCCUAUGUCACCGUGUAUGCCCGUACAAGUGUACGAGGGAUACAGAUCUGACUGUUCGCCAACGAUGACAGCAAAGCAGUGUGCUGAGAUUAAAGACGUUGAAAGUAACCCUUCUGCUAAUGUUGCAUGUGCGUGCGGCUCCUCUAAGAAUCUGGACCAAGGACAACCUCAAAAUGGACGUAGAUGUCCCAAUCCUCCAUCUGAAGAAAUUCCCAAUGCUGCUAUGACAGAAAAAUCAGAUUCAAAAGAAGCAGGAAGUACGCCUACAAAAACAUUUAAUUCCGCAGACUGUCAAUCAGGGUCGUGCAACAAGGAGAACAGAUUACCAGAACAUCCCAAGUGUGAAGGGGCGCCACCUUGUGUUGCUAAUGGAACUGCGUCACAGACACCAUGUGCAGAGGCCACAAACGAGCCAAAAAUUGAUCUUGGUGCCAGGCCGAAAGAAAAAAAGCCAGGUGACUGCGUCGACAGAAGCAAACUUUCUCCAUCCUUCAAACAUAGGAGUGUGUCCGACGGACAUGUCUGUAUCUCCCGGCGCUAUAACGAUGACGGCAGUCCCCCGCCACUUCCACCCAGAGAUCCAAGUCUUUUCCAGAGACUUUUAAACUCCCGCGGGCCACCUGUGGCGGACGUAGAAGAAGAUGAAUUUCCGACGCACGAGUUUCUACCAGAGAUGGAUCACCCGCCAGUCUUUGACGAAGCAUCCCUUUCCUUAGUAGAGAGGGAGACGUUUCAACGUGACUUGCUGACCAACGCUAUUCAACAUCGGCGCUCUCUCGAGUUUGUCACGGAAGUCAAUAGAGAUUCCACGGUACUGGUUGGGGGAAGACGGCGAGAAAGUUGUGGCGAGAACUCUCCGAAUGGAGUAGACUCAAACCGCCAGGUGCCUCCAUCAAGCCCAAACUCCCUCAUGCCUCCGCCCCUUUCCGUGGGCCACCCCCAGGCAGGGAGUAGCCGUCCAGGCGACUACCACGAUGUCGUUCUGCCAGCAAGAAAUGCCAGACCAACCAGCUUGUACCAGAAUACCGGUAGCAACUACGUAAACACGGGGAAUUAUGCUGGGAAAAUGCCGGAGUCGCCAGGGCCAAGGUCGCCCAAGUCACCGAAAAUCUUACAAAGGGAUUACGAAGACAGCAGAAACCAGGAAGCAAACUUCAAGAAAAGGAUGUCGGUUUGGCUUGAGACGUGCAAGAAAAACUUGGACCCCAGGAAGCGGCACUCUGCGAGUGACCUAAAGUUGGCGAACCGUCCGCUACCUGACUUGCCACCAGUAGAAGCAAUGAAACCUCCGCCAAACCCUGCUGUGUAAGUAGUCUUUUACAUUUUUUACUUUUCAGAUUUUGACUUAAUGAUAACUGUCACUGGUAGUGUGAAAAGAAAAGGGAAAAAUACCUUAUGCCAUCAUGUUUUAGCAGUAUGAAGUUACGACCGUGCAUUUUUUUAUUUUGUAUACAUCACAAACUCUGUUGUUACUGUUUCAAGUGUGUAAUUGUCAUGUCCAUGCAUGAAAUGUAUAUGGUUCUGUGUGUGUGUUAUGUGCGGCAGAAACACGCAUCAUCCAAACUGUAAUUUCUGUGUAACAUUUGUAGUGUUGACCUGUUACAAUAAGCUUACAGAUAGACCACAUUUAAAUCAUUAGUUGUCUAGGUAAUUUUUUCCACGUUAUUUUAUACUUGGGUCUUUUUCUUCUCUAAAGUAUUGCUAUCAUAGCUUUACCAACAGCACACAAAUCAAAUCAACUUAAAUGUAGGAAUUUUUCCUUUUAGAGUCACACAUACUGAUAAAGAGUAGACGCCAUUAUGUUGGAUUUAGAUUGUGACCUGUCUGUCAAGCAGUAAAAAUAGG